CUUAUCGAUGUCCUAGAACAAUGCCUGGUCUCGACAACUACAGCACAAAGAUACGUCGCUCUCAGCUAUGUAUGGGGGCGGAGGCCUUUCUUGCGCACAACUGCGGAAAACUUCAAAUACCUGAAGAAGAGAAAUGGGAUCUCUCAAAAGAACCACUUACCACUCCUCUUCGAUGAUGCAAUGGAGUUUGUACGUUCAAUCGGCGAAAGGUAUCUCUGGAUCGAUGCGCUAUGCGUAGUACAAAACGACACGGAGUCAAAGCACCGCGCUAUAGCCUCCAUGCACAAGAUUUAUACCCAAGCGUAUUUUACCAUUGUAGCUCACUCUGCUACAAGUGCGCAUUCGCCUCUGCCCGGAUUGCGGAAGGGUACAAGAAGUCCGUUCGUAUCCGAACAGGCAAUAGGAACGUCUGUCCGAAUCACCAAGGUUGAAAGCUCAGAGCCGAGCGAACACGGCCCCAAGGAGACCUACUCAUCGCGUGGAUGGACAUUUCAGGAGCUGCUCCUCUCACCGAGAUGCAUCAUAUUUCACAGAGAAAAGGUUUUAUUCCGUUGC
Aplosporella prunicola CBS 121167 is the source of this 555-nucleotide messenger RNA. RefSeq lists its product as uncharacterized. The transcript has a single exon. Lineage: Eukaryota; Fungi; Ascomycota; Dothideomycetes; Botryosphaeriales; Aplosporellaceae. The record is from RefSeq and is a predicted model, not a curated record. The annotation marks the transcript as partial.